AUGGCGGAGGCGCCCCUUGGCCCCAAGACCAUCCUGGUGCUGGGGAAGAUGGGCUUCCAGCUGGGGUCGCUGCUGGCUCAUGGUGCCUACUGGGAGGUGGAUGAGGCUGCAGUCCCCCCGCUGUGGCACAAGGUGGCUAUCAAGGUCAUCUCCAAAAGGAAGGCGCUGGAGGAAGAGCUCAGGAAGCUCCUGCCCCAUCAGAUGCAGGUCUUGAAGGGCUUGUGCCACAAGCACCUCAUCACACUGUACCAAGGUGUGGAGACAAGGAUGGGCUUCUACCUCCUCAUGGAGCUGGCCCCCUCGGGGAGUGCCCUGGAGCGGGUGCAGAGCCCGGGGCCCUGCUCCCAGGGCCAGGCAGGGCUCUGGUUCUCCCAGCUGCUCCUCGCUCUGGCCUACCUGCACAGCAGGGCCAUCCUCCACCGGGACUUGAAGCUGGAAAACCUUCUCCUUGACAGCAAGGACAACAUGAAGGUCUCCAUCUCCAGCUUCUCCAGGAGGCUGGCCCUGCAGGAGGCCAGUGGGGAGUCCCGCAGGGCCUCCCCACAUGCAGGGCUGCCCGCCAAGGCGGCACUGAGCCAGACCUUCUGCGGGUCCUAUGCUCACGCCUGUCCCGAGAUCCUGCAGGCGCAGCCCUACAGCCCCUUCCUGGCAGACACCUGGAGCACCGGUGUCAUCCUCUAUGCCCUGCUCCUGGGCUGCAUCCCCUUCGAUGCCACCAACCUGCGGUGCCUCCUGCACCAGGCCCAGCAGCCCCCCCGUCCCAGGACUGAGGUGAUCUUGCGCCUGCUGUGCCCAGUGCGCCGGCACCUCUCAGCCAUCGAGCUGCUCCGGACCCGCUGGGUCUCUUGGUUCCUGCCCCCAGGGCACCUGCCCUUGGGCACCUAG
Molecule: messenger RNA, 885 nt
Organism: Gavia stellata (red-throated loon)
Lineage: Eukaryota; Metazoa; Chordata; Aves; Gaviiformes; Gaviidae
Product: testis-specific serine/threonine-protein kinase 4-like
Exons: 4
Coding region: 1-885 (294 amino acids)
Biological process (GO): intracellular signal transduction; protein phosphorylation; microtubule cytoskeleton organization
Cellular component (GO): cytoplasm
Molecular function (GO): ATP binding; protein serine/threonine kinase activity; tau-protein kinase activity
Source: RefSeq, a predicted model, not a curated record